CCGACGACUGGUAACUUUUAUUCUUUCCUCUUUCGUGUUUUAUUUUCUUAUUUGUUACCCUCAUUUCAUACAUAUUCUUUUAAUUGUGCAUUUGCUUGUGGCUGAAACUUUAGUUUUCCAAUUUUUACUGUGAUAGCAUUCAAUUCUUCCUUGCAAAUUCUGGACGAAUGUGAACUUCAAGUAACGUAGCUUGUUGGCUUACGACUUCUCUGUGUUGAUUGGAACUUUGAACAUUCUGCUUGAAAUGAAAUAUUCCCUAUUCCUAUACAUACACAGCAUUAUCACUAUGUAAUAGUCGCAGAAAUUAAGCCGAGGCAGAUCUAAACAUGCACCGAUUAGAAGAAAUGAAAGUCUGGCAGAAGGAGCAGCAGAGUAAGUUACUCAAUGGACAACAGCAGGAAGAAAAAGACUUUCUGGAAGCACAAAAAAAACAAAUUCUGAAUCUCCUUAGCCUCAAUGAACGGAAUCAUUCACCAAAUCUUGAGGAUGGCAGUUCAAUGGACUCAAAAGUAUUGGACUACUCCCAGACCUCGGAAGAGAUUCUAAAUUUUAAUCCCAGCACCAACUAUGACUCAGAGGAGAGUCGGAAAAACAGAAUUAAAUACUUAGAAGCUUUACUCAAUGAAUGUUACCAUAAAAAGGCACUUUUAGAAGAAAUGCCUAUCUCGUCAUCUGGUCAAGACUAUGAAAAGCUCCUUGAGAUGAGUCUCUCACAGAACAAAGAAAAUAAUCCUUACGAAGAACAGGAAGCUCAACUAGAAAUGAUAAACUCUAAACCAAAGAAGCCAUUCUUAAGAAGAGGGGAAGGACUUGCUAGAUUCAACAUGACACCAGAGGAUUUUAAAAAACCGGUCAAGAUGAACUUUUACCGCACCCGGAGCCAUGCUGCUUUACGGAACACUCAAAGUAGUGUUACCACUAGCAACAAGCGCAGUACACCUGUAAGGAGUAAACCUCCGCCCCCACAAAAGUCGAGGCAAUCUACAACCACAACAGUUUUCAAGAAUGCUAGGAUGCAGCCAUCAAUUUUGAAGUCCUCGCAGAGUGCUCCCACUACAAGUUGUACCAAAACUGCACAAAAAAUGAAUGCUCUCUCUUCUAUUUUGAAAAAACCCACAAAUCCUCCAGUAUUAAGUCAACGAGAGAACCAGUCGUCUUCUGUACCUUGUGAUGAGUACAAACAAAAGAAGAAAGAAGAAAAAGAACUGAGGGUGUUUGAAAUCCUUGAAGAAAAAGUUGGGGAGGCAAGUUUUUGUUCCACAUCAUCAACAAUCGCCCAGUUGAUGGAUGAUUCAGUGAAGGUAACGCCCUCAAAAGAAAAUAAUGAUAUCAACCAAAGAAGGGAAGGAACAGUUGUCAACCAUCCAGGAGGCGAGAAAGUAGCAUCGAAACAAAAUCUACAAUACCCGGAAGCUGAACUCAAUGAUGACACUGAAGUAGGGGAUGAUGAUGGCUGGACGGAUAUUAGCUCUGAUGAGGAGUCUGGGGAAACUGACAAGGCGAGCUUUAGCUCAGAUGAUGGUGAACGAUUAUGCAGUCCUCCGCCCAACUUCCAGAAACAUGCUCAUUUCAAUGAUGAUAUUAUCUACCAAAGAGCCUCUGCGCCCUGUUUACCUACUUCUAAAGAGGAUCCUCCCCUGAAAAGUGCUCUCCGCCCAUCAGCAAGUUUACCCAGCCAAGAUGCUGCUUUACCAAAAACCAGUGGCACUCGUCCACAAUCCUCUGCUCUUAAUUCAAUAACACAGAAAGAUUUUGAAGAUCUGGGUCUUAAAUUCCAGCCUGAAAAUUUACUCCAGAACUUGAUGAAAGAUCAGAGCUCAUUAUAUGAAAAAUAUAAUCCGUUAAAGAAACAAGCUGACUGUACAAAUUUUAAGACCGAGUUACUACAACAGAGGUUAGAGGAUCUUGAAAAGGAGUUACAAGUGUUUCGGAAGGAGAAUGCAAAGUUGUUGCAACAGAAGCAAGAGUUAGAAUCAGAGCGAGCUACAUUUAAAAAACAAAAGCGGGAGUUCGAGACCAGGGUGAAGAAGUUUCACGAGGAAGAUGAAGCGCGACUAGCAGAGGAACGUAAAAAGUUGCAGAAAGAACGACUGGUCUUUGAGAGGUACACGAAAGAAGUGCGGAGUAAACCAAGUAAGCAGGAGCAAGAAGAGAUCAAGAUGCUUAAGAAUGAGGUUGCAGAAUUGAAAAAAGAAUUGGAACGCAAAGAGGGUAAAUGGGGAUCAACUUUAGCUCGACUUCGCAACCAAAUGAAAGUAAUGGAGAAGGAUAAUAAUCACCUCAAAGAGGAAGUAAUCACUUUGCAGAAAGGGUCAGCACAGAAACAGCUAAUUUCAAAAGGCGUGAAACUGGCUGACGGCAUGAUGAACACUAAAAUUAUCCAUGCAAUCAACAAACAGCUUAGCAACCUCACUCCAGAAGAUAUUGAAGAGCUUUUGGAUAAGCGCGAACAAAUCCUUAAGAAACCUCAAAUCAUUAACAAGCCCUCUAACCUGAAAACAGUGAAGAAACGACGCGAAUCGACCCUCAAGAACUGCAAGGACCCUGAGAAAGUUCAAAAAAGAGUUCAGAUCAACAUUCAAAACGAGAGCGAUACUCCAGACUCAGAUGAUAAAGAUCCAAUCCUUGAAGCUGUUCGAAAACCUGUCCUCAAAGCUGUUUACCCAGAAGAAGAUGUCGUAUUGAAACAGUAUGAGGAUGAUUUCUUCACUAAAAAGGAUACAUCCCCAUUAAGGCAAACUUUUGAGUCGAAAGUGGAAGGCGAUAUUAUUGAUUGCAUUUCAGUUGAUGGCAACCGCGAGAAAAUCUACCCUGAUGGUAGAAAAGAAAUCUGGCUCCCAAAUGGGAACGUCAAAAAAAUCUCACCAGAUGGGAACUUGAUCAAAAUUAUCUACUACAAUGGUGAUGUGAAAGAGAUGGUGGUUGCUGAAAAUUUGACCAAGUACUACUAUGCUGCAAGCAAGACUUGGCACACAACUUACGGCGAUGGAUUAGAGAUUCUUGAAUUUUCCAAUGGACAAGUUGAAAAACGACUGACGGAUGGUACCGUAGAGAUCUCUUUUCCCAAUGGAAGUUCCCGCAAAAUCUUUCCUGAUGGAUUGGAAGAAUGGACUUUUAGUGACAAGUCAGUCCUGAAAACCAACAAGAAAACUGGUUAUAGAAUGUUAGAGCUGCCAAAUGGACAGAAAGAAAUCCAUACCUCCGAGUAUAAGAAGCGAGAAUUUGCUGAUGGCACCGUGAAACUAGUCUAUCCUGAUGGGACGCAAGAAACUCGUUAUGCUAACGGUAGAAUCCGGCUGAAAGAUAAGAAUGGUAAACUGAUUAUGGACUCAGAUGUUAAGUUAGCCUAAUUUUAUAUCUCCUCAGGGAUCAUUUCACAUCUGUGGAGUCCUUGUUUCCUCAGGUAUUCCUUAAAUGCAUCUCGUACAAAAAACAAGCUAAUUUUGUUUGGUACCAUCAUCACUUUAACGCACGUGCACAGUUCAAUGAAUGAAAUUAAGGAGUUCGUUUUUUAGUACAGAAUAGGAAUACAUGGUGUUCACAUCUUUUAGAGUUCAGAAGUUGCUUAGGCACUACUUUUGCAAGUUAGUUUUAGCAAUGAAGCACAUGGGAGGUGGAUAGGAUUUUCAGCGUUUUUGUAAAACUGUAAGCUGUAAGUCCUCAUUUAAGAUUUUUAUAAGGGGAGAGGAGAGUGCUGCUCUCAAGCCAGAACUUAUAUCCUUUUAUCAUUCUCAGGCUCCAUCGGGAAACCUGUUACCAGUAGUGACCUAAUUUAAUGUUACUCGGGUUUAGUGAAAAAAAAUUCUGUGAGAUAUGAUGUAAUAAGUCAUUAUUUUUAGACAAUCCUUAAAUCUCAAAUAACAAGUUAUGUGAAUUUUUUAAUUUUGUACGUAUAACUAGGCAUAUGACUGCCAAAUGGAAUUAUAGACGAGGGGGAAAGACGGGGUGUGCUCUAGAAAGCUGUAUCAGGAACAGAAUGAAAGUAUGCGUCAUUUCCUUUGGGGAAAUGAAAAAGCGGCAUUUUACAUUCUGUCUAACAGAACUAUGUGCUAAUUGAAUGCUGCAAUCAUGAGCCAUGGGCAUGGGAAAAGAGCAUUGUGGACAGGGUUCAUGAGUUAAAGAGCACUCCCGUGCCCUUGUGCUUCCCGUCGUCGCCGCUGACAUCACUGGCGCUUUAUAAUUCCCAUUCAUUCUCAUGGCCCUCGACUAACAAGCACACCCCUUUUUCCCACCUGUCUCUGGUUCCUUUUGGUAGAAAUACGUUCAACCAAUCAGAUACAAGAAUCAUGAGAGGCAUUCAUGUUGAAUCAUUUGAGUUCUUGACUUUUGACCAUUUACACAAAAUGUACCUUAGCCGAGGGAGGUAAGAUUUUCAUUAAAGCUAUUUUUGUAAAGUCGGGUAGAAAAAUUGGAUUUUAAGAUUUCUUAUAUAUUUUUUGGAAGAUUCUCUCUAGUUACUUCAGAGUAAAUUGCAAGUAUCUUAGUUUAUUUUUGUGCCAGUAGAGGGCAUCAAGUCAUAUGAUAAUUCGCCAAUUUCAUACCCUAAAUGUAGCAGAUGAGACUUUCAUACAGCUUUUUAUUUUUUUAAAACUAUGUUCAUUGAAUCGCUAUACCUGAGGUUUUUUUGGUACAUUUUUGGACGGCUUUUUGUACAAAAUGUUCUAAGAAUAUUUCGUUAUUCUAUGAUGUAUGUAAAUAAUUCAAGUUUGAGUUUUAUCAGUCUUUCUUAUGGACGGUCACACGAGUGUAUUGAAAUUUCAACAAUUUUCCUAAAGGCUCACCUUCCCUUGAUUUGCUGAUUGCUGAACACAGGCUUUCAAUCCUCCCUAAGACAAUCAAAUCACUUUAAGAGGAUCUUUCCAAGCUGAAGGGUUGAGAAUGAAUUCGCAGAUUUUUAAAUAUUAGUGCCUUUGCACCAGUUUUUUUAUGGUAGUUUUAUAGCAUUUAGUUUUUUUGUUGCUCUCGUACCAAUAAGCAUUUUAUACGCCUUCCACAGGGUGAUCAGAAAGUCUUAUCUUCACCACCUCACUAAAUUAUUUACUCAUUGAGCUAUUGAGCUGAGCAAGAAUUUUGAAAAUAUCUCCCUAAGGAGGAGCUUUUUAUCUUUCCUCCAAAUAAUAUCAACCCUCAUCUUGUAAUACAUCAAUAAAAGAAGUACGAGUAUUUAAGAAGAAAAUUGGCACAAGUUCAAGGUUUCAUCUCAAAAUGUUACAACUUGAUAAAUUAUGCAGAUUUGCUUCCAAUUUGAUAUCUUGGUUUUUUUUGGAGUGCUUAACAUCAAUUUGAUGCUGGUUUUUCAAAAUACCCAAUUCCAUUCUAAUAGUGGCCAAAAAUUGUGGAAAACCGGUAUUUGUUUUCAAUAAAAGGCUGUAAUCUUGGAAAGGAUUGAAGGUUUGGACAAAUUGUCUUAAUCAUAGUUAGCAUUUCGAAAAGACCCUCAUUCUGCAAUUCUGCAACAAACUCAUCAAGAAUUCGGAAGAACAGUGGUCUCCUGCCACUUUAAAAAGUCAUUUUGAAAAGGAUUGGGUAUUCAAGAAAAUUACAUGGAAAAUAAAUUAUUUGCUGAAUUCCACACUGGGAUGUUGAAAAUCUACACAACUAUUCUAGAAUGUUAACAUGACAGCUCUAGCUGUUAAUGUAAUGUUCUGAUAUGUUGUUGUUCUGAAUCAACAACUAAAGCGAUUAGUUCCCAUCAAUAUUCCAGGGUUAUUGGGGAAGAUUAUUAAAGUCCCAGGAUGGUAGUUCAGUAAUUUUAUUCCCCAUAUAGCCUCAAAUUCGUGUUAAGCGUUGAAAAAAAAAACAAAAAAAACUUCAAUCAAUUACGAAACAAAUCUGUUUCUCCCCAGUAGGGGGAGUGGUUCCUUUUGACCUAGGAAUACUCAAAAGCUCCAGGUCAAGUCCAGUUCCAAAGUUUCACUUCAAUAGCUUGACCAGUGAAUAAGUCAUCAUGUUGGUGGGAGACUUUCGGAUAGCCCUGUAUAAGCUCUCGGCGCUUUGCCCAUAAUGUACAAUACAAAAGCUGUUGCUGAUUGAAUUUUUAAAUUAAAUUUUUAAAUUUUUAUACACAA
Molecule: messenger RNA, 6068 nt
Organism: Bemisia tabaci
Lineage: Eukaryota; Metazoa; Arthropoda; Insecta; Hemiptera; Aleyrodidae
Gene: Sas-4
Product: spindle assembly abnormal 4
Biological process (GO): centriole elongation; cilium assembly
Cellular component (GO): centrosome; centriole
Molecular function (GO): tubulin binding
Source: RefSeq, a predicted model, not a curated record